AUGGAGCUCGUAGUUUUUCUCACUUUUCUGUUACUGAUGAUAAUAUAUUGUCGUUCUCAGCAAUGCGUUUCCACCAAUUUUAAACUUGUGUUUAAGAACACUAUUGGAACCACUGAUUAUAAACCUUUGUUGGUUAUACAGGAUAAUACCUAUGGAAUAACUUUUCAUAAAUGUCUGCAUCACUGUUCACAAAGCAAACAGUGCAUCGGGUUUUUCCUUUGUAAAGCGAACGAAAAUUUAUUCGUAUGUCAGACUUGUUGUCAAUGGAAGAAAAUUAAAGGAUAUAAACUAGGAGAUUCUCCUGGUUGUAAAUACAUAGAAAAGGAUGUUGCACUAGAAACAAACUUGGCAUAUAACAAAACAGCAGUACUGAGCUCCGAAUACAAUGAGAAUCACAAAGCAUCACACGCUAUUGACGGGAUAAAGAUAUGUCCUAACAGCAUGCUGCUAGCUGGUGCGAAAUAUUCUGUACAGCCCUGGCUCAUGAUUGAUUUGGAAGACACAUUCUAUAUACAGAAGAUUGUUGUCUAUGGCAGGACUGACGGUCAUGCUUUUCAAUUAGAUGCAAUUCGUGUAGCUGUAAUGGGUAGGCAUGUCAACUACACUUGUGGAGGGGAAUACCCUGGCCCUUCCUUCGUGAAUGAUGUCAUACUCUUUAUGUGUCCAUCGGAACUUUGGGGAAACAAGGUGAUUAUAACAAAAACGACCACGGGUUAUUUUUCUUUGUGCGAAGUCGAAGUUUACGGAUAA
Messenger RNA from Magallana angulata, 750 nucleotides. RefSeq lists its product as uncharacterized. The coding region runs from base 1 to 750 and encodes 249 amino acids. The transcript has 4 exons. The record is from RefSeq and is a predicted model, not a curated record. Lineage: Eukaryota; Metazoa; Mollusca; Bivalvia; Ostreida; Ostreidae.